This is a messenger RNA of Paramecium sonneborni, 992 nucleotides long. The record is from the annotation of a GenBank genome assembly. NCBI's taxonomy places the organism in Eukaryota, Ciliophora, Oligohymenophorea, Peniculida, Parameciidae.
AUUUAAAUUAAUGAAGAAAGCUAAAGGAGGUGACUUUAAUUUUGCUUCAAGAGCUUAAAAGAUAGAGAAACUAGAGUUUCCAUAAUCUACUGAAGAACGUUUCAUUGUAAAAGCUAAUAAAGAUGUAUUUAUAAUUACACUUCAAUUUUAGGGAGUUGGAUUCUAAUGGAAAACUUAUGAUGAAAAAUUAUUAGGAAGAAACAUAGAUAAAGGGACUUUUGAUAAUACUGUGGCUGAAGCUACACGUAUUUGUAGAAAUUUAUGGAGAGAAAAACAAAGAGAAGAACAUAAAGAUCCUACUAAGGCUUAUUAACCACUUUUAUAUGUUUCUGUUUUCUUGAUUCUCUUGGCUUUUGUAUUUCUUUUAGUUUUAAUUUAUGGAAAUAGAGAUAAAUUAGCAUUGCUUUAUGUUGCAGUAGCUAUUUUAUGUUUAGCUGCAUGUAUUUGUUAAUAUUAUUAAGUGCUUACUUUAAUCGUUGUUGCUAAAACUUGGAGUUUAGAACCCUAAUUUAUGGACUUAGAGAAAGUAUAGCUCAAUAAAGUGACUGAAUACUUAAAUAAUCAAAAUGGAUAAAUUUAUUAAAGCAAAGGAUAUAAAUGGUAGGUUGAACCUAAUCUUUAUUGGAUUGAAUUGGUUUCCAUUUGAAUAAAUAUAAUUAUAUAAUAUAUAUAUUAAAAUAUGUUAGUCUACAUUAUAAUCCAUAAAGACUUUUCUCAUCCAUCAGUCGACAAGGACACUUUUCAGUUAGAUGUUGAAUCUACCAUUUCAAUCGAGGAUCUCAAGGUACCAAAUACAUUCAAAGGGGAAGGUUUUAAUUACUUUAAGAUAUAUCGAUUUGGGUCCAGAUGACUUUGAUUUAAUUCAAGAAUAAAAUAAUUCCAAAUUAGUUAAUAAAUCCAAAGUACAUGAGUUAUUGUUAGGACCAGAUAUUCCAAUGAGAUUUGUGAUGAUCCAAAAAUAAAAAGGAUGUUGCUGCAUUGUAUUUUGAGAC